GGGCUACUUAAAAAUGUUGCUCUGUGUGUCUGGCUCAUACGGGGGAGCAGAGAGCAUUAGAUUUCAGACAGCUUGGAAAAGCCGACUGUCCCUCUAGAGAGACCCGCUGGAUCCAGAGGUGAUCACAGGAGGCCACUUCCUCAGCUUCUUUGCAAGAAGCACACGAUACGGAAAAUGGCGCGAUCUGGACGACCAUCGCUCUCUGUCAUCCACACAGGUCUCCUGUUAGCAGUUGUUUUAUUACCAGAGCUUCUGGGGGCCGUUCCAGUGGGGCAGAACAAGCAGGAGGAAGCAGUGUCUGAUGAUGUGAAAGCAGAGGCCAUGGCCAACUUGAAAAAGCUGGUUCGCAACAGAAGGAAUGUCCCAGUCAUGGCAGUGCCCCAGUUCAGACGUGUGCCUGACUUCUGGGCAUGGUACAAGCACUUUAUGGACACCCACAACCAGGAGGGGGUGGAGGAUCUGGAUCGUCUGUAUCUGGCCUAUUUGCAAAAUAAGCACAGGUCGGAGGAGGGGCCAACCUUUAACCACUACCUCAAACACCUCAGUGAAAUCUACAAAACCUGUGCUGAUUCUGAUGACCCAGAAUGCAUAGCUGAGCAUACCAGCAAGCCCAAAGCCGCCGUGGUCAUGCCUGCACCUUUGAAGUCUGCUCCUGUCAGGAUGUGCAACCCCUAUAUUGACCCAUACUGCCUCUACCCUAUGUCCUCCAAAGCUGCUGUCCCCGUGCGUGAACCGGCUCCAGCCAAGGUACCAGCCCCCAUCCUUGCCCCGAUGCUGCCCAUGCCUCUGAAGGGCCCUGCUGGUUACUACUAUGGUCCUGUUUUGGAGCCCUUCCUGACCGCUGAGCAGAGGUCCGAACUGCUCAGAAUUUGCCAACCUGACGACGUCGAAUGCCUGCAGUACCACCUAAGAGCAGCGUUCGGGUACCGCCCAGUGCUGGGUCCAUCUCCAUCCUAUGCUGCCUUGAAAUGUGACCCAAAUGACCCGUACUGUAUGCCCCCUCUGGUGCAGAAGGCCCCCACUGGUUUCUACCAUCUGAUGUACCCCAGCUGUGACCCAUCAGUGGAUCCUCUCUGUGUCAGUAACGUUGCAGCUCCUUCUCCCCUUGCUGCUAGGGAGGCACCCAAAGAGCAGCACUGCAACCCUCUCUUUGAUACAGGCUGUAACCCGCUGACUGCCUCAAGGCUCUCUAGCCUCACUAAACCUGUCCUGGAGUACGUCCCCAAGCAUGCACCUCCUUCGGCUACUCAGAACUGUGACCCACGAACCAACCCGUACUGCAUACUGGUAGCUGCUGCUGCCCUGCGCAGGCCUCCGCCACAACUGCCCGAGCACCAGGUCCGCUACCAGCUUGGCAUCCGUGGCAAGACCAAGGAAGGCUAUGACUGCUAUGUGCACUAUGACAAGGAUUGCACUCCAGUCAAGCCUGGCUCUGAGGCUCCAGAGGCACCCUUCUGUCAUCCUUAUGAUCCAAAAUGUGGAAAGUUCACACCGCCUGCCAGCAUAGAGGCUCCAAAACCCGGAAAGGACGGCAUUAUUCUCCCAGAUCCCGACUGUGACCCUGAGUACGACUUCAACUGCCGAUUGCGCCGUGCCGAACCUGCCGCCUCUGCUGAUGAACCCAUCACAGAUAAAGAAGAUGCUGCAGACGAACCUGCCAAGGAAGCUGCUGUCCACCAAUCUGCUGCCCCAUGCUUUGAGGACUUCCUCAGGAGUGUCCUUAGACACCAGUAAGGCUCAUCAUUAGCUUUACAGCUGUUCAACUGGAACUUAAGUUCUAAAAAAAUUCCAUACAGACUUUUAAAGCCAGAAACUUUUUACACCAUCAUCAAGGCCUUACCAAUAUUUUAAAAUGAAAUCUCAAAAUAAUGCAGUUUCCAACAGCAAGGCAGACAGUCUGAAGAUUUUGUACUUUAGAUCAAAGAUGGAGACAAGCAACAUACACUGCUGCAUUAUGAUCAAAUUGUGCAUUAAAUAAUUCAUGUUUGGAUGUUUGUAGAAAAUAAUUUUAUGUAUAGAUGUGUAAAAGGGAAGUAGAGUUAGUCUGAAGCUGUGUUAUCAGGAGCAAUGUUCUGUUGUAAAUUACCCACAUUGUAAUUAUUUUUGUUUUCUUCAGUUUUCUGGUAACUCAAAACUGUUAAAACAUCAUCUGUUCCCUUUGGUUACUAAGUAAACAAAGUUAAUUUACCAAAAAUAAAAAGAAUGAAUUCAUUUUCUUCAAAUUAAAUAAUCUGCAAAGAUCACAGACACACAUGUUCAGUGGCUAACAAUAAUAAAAAAAAACAAUAUAUUACACAUUUGAAACUUUGUUGGAGAGAGUUUAUUUAGUAACAUUCAUUUCAGAGCGCUGUCCCUUAGCUGUUAUGAAUAAUACGCAAAAUGUUAAUGCAGCAGAUGGUCUGGCCUGUUGGGUGCUCAACAGUUUGUGCUCAAAAUGACUUCAAUAAAAUCAGUAUGGCUCAUUG
This is a messenger RNA of Cyprinodon tularosa, 2465 nucleotides long. It is a transcript of the gene and2, whose product is annotated as actinodin2. The transcript is spliced from 6 exons. The coding region runs from base 175 to 1734 and encodes 519 amino acids. Lineage: Eukaryota; Metazoa; Chordata; Actinopteri; Cyprinodontiformes; Cyprinodontidae. The record is from RefSeq and is a predicted model, not a curated record.